GCGUUACCAUCGAUGAGCAGCAGCAAACGAGCGCACAAGCAAGAAGAUCCACCAUCAGAGGAAUUAGCCGCACCCAAGCGAUGCAAGAUUGACUCGUCAUCGGAUGAUCCAAUGGAUGAUGACGGUAGCACGAGCAGUAGUAGGACGACAAGCAAUGGAGCACCAGUCCGUAACAUGUGCGGCGACCUCCGCGUGAAUCCAUUCUACGAGGGCGCAGCGUUCGUAGAGGCCACCCGCGCGCUACUCGAUGAAAACAAGACAUGCGUGUUCAACGUCGAGAGUGGCCAGACUGUCGUUGUGGGCUGCGGGACGGACGAUGCGCUCGAGCAUCUCGCUCGGGCUGAGCAAUCCACCGCGGUCGGACUUGCGCACCCGUUCCAUUGCUGUAGUCUGCCGCUGUUCCUGGAUGCACUGCCGAAUAGCACGACUCAUUCGUCGGAGAUCGAUGCGCAGCAGCGACAGAGCGGCUUGGAACACGCAGCAGACAGCCCAGCGACGCACGCGUACUUGGCGCAGUUGGAAGCCACUCUGCUCUGCCAGCCGUUGCGACGCAAGAACAACGACCUGUACAACUUUCGCCAGAGCGACGACCUCAAGAACAUGGAUGCGGAAGCUCUUCCGGUGCUCAAGCCGAUCAUGGAUGUGCUCCAAGGACCCGUGCGCGCGUUGCUCGCCUCCAUCACUGGGAUUGAGCUCAAUUCCAACGUCGCCAUGACCUUUUCGAGCUAUGCACAGUCAGACGUCCUGCUGUGCCACGACGACGAACUGGACGAGCGACGCAUUGCCUUCAUCCUCUACUUGUCACCAAAUUGGAACGCUGCCGUGGACGGUGGCGCGCUUGAUCUGUUUGACAACAACCCGGCGACAAACGCACCCACGUCGAUUGUCGCCUCGUUGUGGCCCAGGUGGAACUCGUUCAAUUUCUUUCCAGUGACCGAGACCUCUCAUCACCAGGUAGCGGAGGUCUUUUCGUCCUCCAAAGCGAGAAAUUCCAUCAACGGCUGGUUUCACGGGCCCCCGCUCCACCGCCAAGCACCCAUGUUUGAGCCUCGCCUUCCCCAAAUUCAGCUGGGUCCAAAGCCGCUGGAGGACGACAACCUGCUGCUAUCUGAGUGGCUCAACCCAGUGUACCUUAAGGCCCAAUCCCGCGUGCGCGUGCACGAACAGUUUGUACGCGAGUCGAGCAUCAACCUGCAGCAGUUUCUGCGCGCUGAAGUGCUUGGCCCGCUGAUGGCCCAGCUCUGGCAGCUGUCAAAUCAGCGCAAUCGCGCCCACGGCUCCGUCUGGCAAGCUGUGGGCCCGCCGCACAAGAGGUCGUAUGACACCCUGGCCGACAGCGAUGCCAUCAUGCCAACCUCCCCACUCGGCCGGUACUUGCGGUUUUUGCGUUCACACGCCUUCCGCGGGCUCCUUGCUGAGCUCACCGGCCUUGAUCGCCUCGAGUCAUUCAACGCCCGAGAAUUGCUGCGACGGGUGCAGUCUGGCUGCUACACGCUCAUCGACGACGGCGACACUGCCGAGGUCGCUCCUGCCCUGGACGUGUUCUUGUUUCUCCCUGGUCUUGAAACAAUGCACAGCAACGCCGAAGUCGUGUGGGACACGGCCUACGGCGGCUGGAUUAGCUACCUGGCGCGCGACCAAGACGAGGAGCUCAUCACCGUGAUGCCCACCGCCAACUCUCUUUCGCUCGUCUAUCGCACCGAAGAUGCGCUGCGUUUUGUCAAGUAUGUGAACAGUACCUGUCCGCAUUCGUACCUGUGCUCUGCGCUAUCCUACGUGGAGUCUGAGGAGCAAGCGGCGGAGUGACGAUGCUUUUUUGUUAUUUUGUUAUUCUUUAAUAUCCUGUACUGUAGUCUUCCCUGCCACAAAUCCCUCAUCUUCUUUCCAGA
This is a messenger RNA of Capsaspora owczarzaki ATCC 30864, 1889 nucleotides long. Its product is annotated as 2-oxoglutarate and iron-dependent oxygenase. NCBI's taxonomy places the organism in Eukaryota, Filasterea, Ministeriida, Capsasporidae. Gene Ontology annotation, cellular component: cytoplasm. The coding region runs from base 13 to 1806 and encodes 597 amino acids. Gene Ontology annotation, molecular function: peptidyl-proline dioxygenase activity; L-ascorbic acid binding; iron ion binding. The record is from RefSeq and is a predicted model, not a curated record. The transcript has 2 exons. Gene Ontology annotation, biological process: peptidyl-proline hydroxylation; regulation of translational termination.